GCCCGCUGCUCUUCAAAAUAAACCCAGCUGAGGCGGUGGUCACUCAGGGGCAGUUAUUGCCUCUAAUUUGUUUUAUCUCGCACUCUGCCACCUCCAACAUGAGAUACCUCGACAUAUUACUGUUAUUAUAUAUGGUGAGCUCGUGCCAUGGAGGUUUAUUCUCGUGGUUAUUUAGGAGUAAGAAGAAUAAGGAGCCGCCCGUUACUACCAACACUGCAGACACUCAGGAGACAGGCAUUGUGACAGACGUUUCAGCAAAAAUACCGUUCGAAAUAAAGUCUUCGGAUGAGAAAUUUUUAAUGGAGGCUGCUGCUUAUACUUCUCUGAAGAUGUCAGAGUUAGAUGUUUGUCAUCACAAGGUUAUCAUUGGAUUACAGACGACAUGUGCAGACUUAACAGAAGAAGAUUUGUCCAGAGUUGCUGUUAAUCUUCUUAAUUGUCAAUCAGUAGCAGAAGGUCGACCAAUUUACAUCUGCACAAAUGACAUGACGCUGUCAGAUUGUACUAAGGAUAUGGAUCCCAACACCUGGAAUGCAUAUCACAUUAUAUCUAACCGUGCAAGAGCAGUUUGCUAUGCAUCUCGUCAGGAGCUGUUUGGUGCUAAGACACAGAUGGCUGUGAACAUGUUAAUGCUUACUGCAGAAGAGCAAAUAAAAACAAUGGAUGUCUUGCAGGAAGGUCAAGAAGCUCUCGAAAGAGCAACCUCAAAAACGCUAGAUUCUCUGAGUGAGGGACACGAGCAUCUUAGACUACAGCAGCAACAGCUUUCUACUGCCCACCAUGCAAUUCACAACUUUGUUUCUUCUAAUCUUCGAGAAUUAUCCAGAGAGAAGAAACUUAUUGCAUCAGGCCAGAGGGAACUUGCUCAUAUUACAGAGGCAAUUAAACGAAAACUAGAGGAAGCACAGAAACAAUUGAUGGUACAAGAAAGCAGUCAGAGAGAUGCUCAUAGCAUCAUUCUUAAAGACCUGUCAAAGAUUCAGGAUAAUGCACUUGAAGUUUGGCAGAAAUUAGAUGCAAGUACUCAGAAAAUCCUAUCAGCUCAUGAAGAAACUGUUCAACAAUAUGGUCGACUGACACAAGAUUUACGGCAAAUGAAUGAGACUGUUCACCAUUUAAUGGAUGUACUGCAGUCCACUAAACGUGGAGUGGAAGACAAGCUGUCUUGGAUCAGUUCUCUUGUCGGUGGUACUGACAACACAAUCCAGAAGGUGUACAGUUGUGUGCUGCAUGCUGCCUACUUUUUCUUGGCAAUGUUGGCUUACAGUUUUUUACAGGUUCCAUUUAUGACACGUAUGGCUCUUGUGGUGCUGGUGCCACUUAAUGCCUUUGCAGAGGUAAAACAUGACACGAGUCUGCCGUUUUCUACCCUCACUACUAUUUUGGCUGUGUGUGUACUGGUGAAUCUCUCGCUUACCUUCCUCUGGGGUGUUUAUCAGUGGCAAAGGAAGAGAAAAACCAUAGCAAAUUUUGGAGUUCCUCCUCCACUGACAUACCAGCUGUCAUCUACUCCAUCAGAAAUCCAGCAGCUGCUACUAACAGAAAAAGUUGAGACAACAUCCCCUGCAAAAGAACACACUAUUACAAGCAGUAGCAGACGGAUGAGUGAUAUAAAAGAAGACAGCUUUUCUGACUACUCUUGUGAUGAUGAGCCAAUGCUGCCACCCCCUGUACCAACAUUAACACGUUCCUUUAUGCGUAGAAGGAUUUUGCGAGAGGCAACGGAACAGUCUAGCUCGCCCAAUAAUUCCAGUGACUGUGAGGUUGAGGAAAACAAGGUUACUAAUCUUCAGAACAGUAACAGUGAUGAUGCAAGCCAAUGUGAGUCAGCAGGCAAGAUGCUGUCAGGUGUGCGACGCCAUCUACUUGAUCAUCUGAACAGCACUGUGCCUUCAGUAUUGCAUCACAACCUUUCUCUUGAUAGCAGAAAUCUGAUAAGUAGUAGUCCACUUAAAGAAACGGAGAAUUCUCGCAGUGACAAAACUUCUAGAAGUAUGACACCAAGAAGUCUCUGUGCUGCUUUAUGCAAAAAUGGACAGAUGUGUCGAAAUUUUGUAAGUGGAGAUAGUGUGUAUUGUUUUCGCCAUGAAAAGAGCUCAAGAGAGAGCACACCCUUCCACUACAGAACUUCACGGGAUAGCACUCCUCUUCGUAACAGAGGAUCACUUGAUUGCAGUCCUCGUAGUAAUAGAGGAUCACGUGACAGUACUCCUCUACGUAAUAGAAAAUCACGAGAGAGCAUUUCUGUUUUAAAUGAAUGAUGUUAUUGGUAUUCAAGGGUAACCUAAUGCUAUAAGAGGUGCUGCCUUUAGUUAAGAUAUAAAUUUUGUUGAUUUGUCUAAUGACAUUUUAACCCUUUAGCAUUCCCUUAACCCAAACUGAGCAGGUUUCUAGGCCCACUUUCUUUUGCAGAGCUAUAUCAAUGCACAGAAGAAUUAAGGUUGCUAUGAGCCAAUAGAGCUGCUCUUUGCCAGCCUUGAGUAACAAAUCAGAUAGCCAUAACACUUUUCCAAGUGGAGUAAGGAGUCGAGAUGUGAACUGGUGUAGUUCUAGAUCUGGGAAUCUCUCCCAAUUGCUCACAAUCCUUCAUAAGUACAAAUAAUUAAGUCACUUAAAAAUUCAUCAACUAUCAAAAUACAUCAUCACAUGAAUAAGUCUUAUAAUGGGCCAUUGAACAACAUAUUAGCAGCACAGUGAAGUCCCUUUAAUAUUUCAAUGACCAAACACUGAAGGGUUAAAUGUUAGAUUUUACCAUUGGUUUUUAACAUAUACAUCUAUAAUGUAUCGAUUGAUUUUUGUCCAGAUUCAAUAUGCUUGCUUUUCUAGGAUUCUCAUGUCACUAAACAUGCCAACUUCUAUUUAAGAUAUUCCUUUAAAAAGUACUUGCACUCUUCAGGGCUUUUAUCUUGUCCACAGGCUAUUUGCCAUAAUAUGUAACUAAUCAUCCAGAUUUCUAGUCCAGCUAAUAUUUGCAUAGUUUUUAAUUUGUCAUCAAGUAAUUUAUCCAUUUAAAUACUUUAAUAUGUAUUUGAUUCAGUGGCCACUGAGCAUACAAAUGGAACAUAAAUUGUGAUUUGUCGAGUCAACGCAUCAUAGUUCUAGGCUCGGCAUAUUUUUAAUUUGUUCCCUACAUGAUUUAAUAUUGUCCUUAACUUGAAUGUCAUCAGGAAAUAAGAUGAAUAGUAACCAGUCACAGCAGACUAACAGUUAUGUUAACUAUUUUCUAAAACUCUAGCCCAGAGGUAAUGUAUCUGCCUAUGUUCAUGGCAAGUAUGAACAACUGCACUAACCUACCAAAAUUUGCUCUGCCUUAGUGUAAAAUGUGUAGUUAUUUUAUUCAUUCUCUUUGUCCACUGUCAUACUAAUGUAGUUUAUAUUUACUAUGUCUAAAUUGUAGAUAUUAGUUUUCAUUUUUUUUUUUCUCUAAAACAUUGGAAACUUUAAAUGUUAAAAUAUUUUAGUAUAUAACCAUCUUUUAGGCCUGGUGUGCAGUCAUAUGUUGAUGUACAUAUCUAUUAAAUAAUAAAAUUACUAGAGAUUCUAAUGUGUGUAUUGGGUUAUUCAAACCUAAAGUAAUAAGAGAUUAACUGAACAUAAUUGCUAAUAGUUAUUGCCAAGUACUGUAUAUUAUUUGACAUUAUGGCAGUAAGUGACCAUUCCAGCAUUAAAACUAUAUUAUUGGGAAGUAAUAAUAUAAGAUUGUUCAGAGAAACUGAGUACUGUAUCAAAUUUAAAAUCUGAUCAUGGUAUAAGUCUGUACUUAAUAAAAAUUUCAAAGAUAAUAA
Molecule: messenger RNA, 3785 nt
Organism: Cherax quadricarinatus
Lineage: Eukaryota; Metazoa; Arthropoda; Malacostraca; Decapoda; Parastacidae
Product: protein brambleberry
Source: RefSeq, a predicted model, not a curated record